Molecule: messenger RNA, 5459 nt
Organism: Pangasianodon hypophthalmus (striped catfish)
Lineage: Eukaryota; Metazoa; Chordata; Actinopteri; Siluriformes; Pangasiidae
Gene: acin1b
Product: apoptotic chromatin condensation inducer 1b
Exons: 17
Coding region: 77-4393 (1438 amino acids)
Molecular function (GO): RNA binding
Source: RefSeq, a predicted model, not a curated record
AGUGUGACGUCAGCACGUUGCCAGCGUCGCGGCGACAGCCCGAAGUUUGAGCGACCGAGCCAAAGGGGGAAGCAAAAUGGCGGAACUCGAAGAUGUUACGCUAGAUGGAAAACCGCUUCAUUCGCUUCGUGUGGCGGAUUUAAAAGCUGCCUUGGAGCAACGAGGGCUGGCCAAAAGUGGGCAGAAAAAUGCGCUCAUCAAACGACUAAAAGGGGCACUCAUGUUGGAGAGCCUGCAGCGAACCUCCACCUCUCAUCCCGGCCUGCAGCCCAACUCGCAGAUAGGGGAGGAGAUGAGCCAGAACAGUUUUAUUAAACAGUACCUGGCCAAACAGCAAGAGCUCCUGCGUCAGAGAAUGGAGAGAGAGGCACGGGAGGCAGCUGAGGCAGAUGACACAGACAGCCCUGCAGGCCCUGAGGAGGACGAUCACACAGCUGCCAACGACAGCACCUCCUACCUGCCAGACAAGCAUCACGUUGUAGCAUCUCGGCCCUCUGUGCCAGAGGAUGGAGGAGGUGAUCAGCUGGGUCCACAGGAUCCAGUGGCUCUGGGAGGCCACAGGCUGGACGCAGGCAAUGCUUCAGUAUCACAUGAUUCCACUGAUGUCCCCACAGCCAAGAUCUGGCGCCCCUCAUUCUCCCAGGAGGAGGUUGCCACUCCCUCCCCUCCCCGUGCAGUUGCCUCUCUUUCUGUGCGUGUGGUUGGUCAGCCAGAGCGACAGGGCGUACCCCUAAUUGUACCUCGCCCACAACAAAGAGAAGGAACUGCCCCUGUAGAAGCAGGCCCUGCCCAUCCGAUGCCACAGCUCAGCCAGUCUGCUCGCACUCAAGAGGAGAGCGAUGAAGACGAUGAUGAUGACGACGAUGACAGCGAUGAGAAUGAUGACUGGGGUCCUUCAUCUCGUGGAAGAAAGAACAUCCACACACCACCAGCGCAGCGCUCGCGACGCAAGCUUCAGCCUCCUCAACACAUUCCACCCCAUCAUUCUCCAUUGCAGCUCCGACAGCCCACUCCUCCUCCCUCUCCACCCCCAGAGCUCUCCUUCCCCCUGCCUGACACCCCCAAACAAAGUCCCCCAGAGCAGGACGAGCCUGAACCCCCAGAAGGGGCCGCUGUGUCCUCUCCAGUUUCCCUGCAGAGACAAGAAUCAAGCUCCAGCUCCAGAUCCAGCAGCCCUGAGCCUCCGUCCCAGCGCAGGCCUGGGCCACUCAGUCUGCUGGUACGCAAGAUGGAGUCCGAGGGGGCUUUUGAUGGUGGGCAGAAGAAAGAUGAGGAGGAAGAGGGAGAGACCGCUGCGGCAAUAGUAGAACAGGUAGAGGCUGGACCUGGGGUGCUUGUGUUUUCUAGAGGAGUGAAUGAUGAUGUUCACACUAGUUGUGAUUCUGAGGUGGUUCCUGAUGAAGAUUCACCCCAAGAGCAGCUGCCUGAGGAGCCUGAGUCUCUACCCACUAUGCCCUCUAUCACUGAAAGCAGCCCUCAGGGGUCAGUGGAGAUGAAAGAAGCCGCGGAGGAACAAGAAAAAAGUUCUCAGCUGGACGAAGAAGAGAAGCAAGAUGACCAGGAGGGCUGUAGUGAGGAGAAAGAACAGGAGAAAGAACAGGAGAAGGAGGCUGAGGAGAGCUUUAAUGUAUUAUCAUGGAAACGUGAGCGAGAGACAUCUCCGUCUCAGGAUUCCGCUGACUUUCAUCAUACGUCGCCUCCCCCUUCCCUGCCCGCUCCUGCAAAACGAGCACGCAUCUUCUCUGAAGUUCCCCCACCCGAAUGCCUCAUGUCUCCUUCCAAACCGGAGCAGGUGUCAGUCCUUGUGUCAGGACCUCAGCAUGCAGAUGCAGAUGAUGAAAUGGAGACAGAAGCUUCUGCUGCACCUUCUCAGUCCUCACCUGAAAAGGAGCAUGACGAGGAAAUGAAGGAGGUGGAAACAGAGAAGCAGGAAUCUGCAGAGGCAGAUGAAGCAACAGAAGACAUUAACAUUAAGCCUCCUUCCUCACUUCCUCCAUCUCCACCACCAGAACAAGUGGACGUGGAGAGAGAAAGAGAGGGAUCUGCAGAAAGGGAAAGAGAGGGAUCUGCAGAAAGGGAAAGAGAGGGAUCUGCAGAAGGAGAAAGAGAGGGAUCUGCAGAAGGAGAAAGAGAGGGAUCUGCAGAAGGAGAAAGAGAGGGAUCUGCAGAAGGAGAAAGAGAGGGAUCUGCAGAAGGAGAAAGAGAGGGAUCUGCAGAAGGAGAAAGAGAGGGAUCUGCAGAAGGAGAAAGAGAGAUACCCGCAGAGAGGGAAAGGGAGAGAUCCGCUGAGAGGGAAAGGGAGAGAUCCGCUGAGAGGGAAAGGGAGAGAUCCGCUGAGAGGGAAAGGGAGAGAUCCGCUGAGAGGGAAAGGGAGAGAUCUGCUGAGAGGGAAAGGGAGAGAUCCACAGAGAGGGAAAAAUCACCUGAACAGCACUCAUCCCCCUCCAGCCAGUCUUCAUCCUCUGACUCUGAUUCAGAAUCCUCUUCCUCCAGUUCCUCAGGCUCCUCCCCACAGGACAAACCCAGACCACCCAUUCAGAAUAAGGUUGAAGAGAAAAAAGCAAGCAGCCCAGAUGAGGCAACAGAGGAGAAGGAUGAACCUUUAAGGGAUGUAAAGCAGGCCACGGUUGCUGAGCCCACAGGUCCCGUCUCUAUGGAGCUCCAGGAACAACCCGAGUCUGAGAGUGCACUGGCUCAUCCUGCCUCACAGGAGGCGCCUGAGACCAGCGAGUCCCGUCCUGAUGAGAGCACCACUCCAAAAGCGUUUGCUGCACGCAAGAUUUCACUUACUACCACUAAACCAGAAGGAGCAGGAGUGGAGGCGGAGUCUGGGGGCGGAGCUGGUAGGAAGAGGAGGUGGGGCUCCAGUACAGCAGUCACUGCCAAAAAGCCAUCAAUCAGCAUCACCACUGAAUCACUGAAGUCUUUAAUCCCAGACCUUAAGCCGCUGCAAGAGGCUGUGGUGGACCUGCACCCAGAUGAGGGUCGUUUCUCCGGGGAUGAGGACUCGGGUCAGCAGCCUGAACGCGACGAGGACCAGGGGCUUCAGAUCAGACGUACUGUAACACAGGUGGUUCCAUCAGAAAGUCAAGAGAAUGGGCAGAAAGAAAAGGAGGAGGAUGAAGAUGAGGAUGAAGAGCAGACAGAAGGAGAGAAAGAGAAACCCCCCAAGAAACAGAGGAGGGAGAGCUCAUCAGAGGUUGCCAUGGAAACACAGGAGGGUGACACUAAGAAAGUGACCCCUAACGACUCAGUGGUGCGGCGCUCCAUCAGUCAGCAGAAAGUGGCUGUGUCCAUCACCAUCGAUGACCCGGUGCGCACGGGCCGCCAGCUCUCACCUCCCCGCGGCAAAACAUCCAACGUCAUCCAUGUCUGUAACCUGGUUCGUCCCUUUACUUUAGGCCAGCUGAAGGAGCUGUUGAAUCGGACCGGUACAGUGGUGGAGGACGGCUUCUGGAUCGAUAAGAUCAAAUCCCACUGCUAUGUCACUUACUCCAGUACAGAGGAGGCUGUCGCGACACGUGAAGCUCUCCACGGUGUGAAAUGGCCCUCUAGCAACCCCAAAGUGCUCCGGGUGGAUUUCUGUGAACAGAAGGAGCUGGACUUCCAUAAAGGGCUGCUGACAGGUGAAGACCCACGAGCCGUUGCAGCCCCGAACCGCCCUCCAGCCCCUCCCCCACUCAUGCCCCCGACCCGGGAGAAAGAGCGGGAGCGGGAGAAAGAUGGCGCUCCGGCAAAUGUGAGGGACCAGUGGGCUGAGAGGGAGCGAGAGAUGGAGCGCAGAGAGAGGACGCGCUCGGAGAGAGAGUGGGACAGGGACAAAGUGCGAGACUUCACCAGGGACGAACGGGAAGCAGCCAGGAGAUCACGAUCACGUGAGCGGGACAGGAGACGCAAGGAGCGAGGAAAGAGUAAAGAGAGGAAGUCAGAGAAAAAAGAUAAACCAGAGGAGCCACCUGCCAAGCUUCUGGAUGACCUUUUCCGCAAAACCAAAGCAGCUCCAUGUAUAUACUGGCUGCCACUUACUGAAGAACAGGCGACUCAGAAGAGCCUGGAACGAGCGGAGAGGAUGAAGGAGCGGGAGAAGAGGAGGAAGGAGCUGCAGGAGGAGGAGGACAAGAAGCGUGAGGAGGAGAGGAAGGAGAGAGCACGAGGCCGAGAGAGAGAUGGAGGGAACACGGCGAGCAGUGGAGGAGGCUCAAGCCGUCCAGCUGAAGGAGAGAAGGACAAAGAGAGGGAGAGGGAAAGAGAGAGGGAGCGGGAACGGGGUAGAGAGAAGGAGGGAGAGAAAAGGAGAGACAGCAACAGAGGCCGAGGCAGCGACUCCAAGCCAGCGGGGGGCAGCAGACGCUCACGAAGCCACAGCAACCCCUCCAGGGACAGACGACGCUGAGAGUGUGAGAGUGUGAGAGAGAGAGAGAGAGAGAGAGAGAGAGAGAGAGAGAGAGAGAGAGCAAAUACAAGCGUGUGUGUGUGGUACUAGGAGGAAGAUGGAUGCCCUUUCUUGCCGACUGAGGCCAAACUAUGAAGCAAAAGUUCCAAUCCUGAAAAUCUUCAUUGUUUCAUAUGCAUACACUUUGGUAGCGUUUCACACAUUCGGUCACAUCUGCUGUACAUCCUUCUUUCAGGACUUUCAGGACAUUUUUUUUUAUUAUUAUUAUUAGUUCCAUUUUUGUGUUGUAGAAAUCUUUUCCCUUUUUUUGUGAUUUUGCAGUUGAUUACUGUUUCUCUGGUCUUAAACAGAUUUGUAUCAAGGGCUUGCGCUGAUUCAUUUCCUCGUAAUCAUACAUUCUCACACAUGGACAAGGCUAGUCCGUCAGCAGGGUGAUUAUUUUUAAUGCAUCAUUUUCUCACAUCUUUUGUUCUUUUAAGCCCUUGAUUAUUUUUUAUUUAUAAAUUCUAAUUGGAGUCAGCUGUGGCAGUCAACUUGCCAAGUAGUUCCCUAUAAAAUAAUUAUUUUAUUCAUUCUGAGACUUUUAAUUAACUUUGGUUGACCAAAAUAUCCCCCUAAGCAUCGUUUUGGCCAUCGAGUCGGGCUAAUUGUGGUGUGUUUGGGCAGCGGCCUCACCCUUCCAGACCCUUCUGCACUGAAUGGCUGACUACUGCGUAUCUGUCCGGUGUUAACUCUAGAAAGGUGCUGUUAUGAAGGAUAACAGGUGUUUAACACGUCUCGUCUCUCCCCGUCCUACUGCUGCCUCCAUCCUUGCGUCUCCCUGUCCCUCCCUGUGUUCUCCUGUUGGGAGUCUGUAGUCCUCUCAAUUCUUUAGUGUUGUACUCCAAGAUUCAGAUAAGGGAGAAAACUAACCGUUAUAGACGAGAGGAAUGAUACAUGUUUUAAUGAUGUUUUAACUUCUUUUUUUUUUUUUUUUAGUUUGAAAAAGAGAAAUUCCUAUUUGCUUUUUGAUUAUUUUUUCUGAGUAUGCCGAAUGUACAAAGAAUAAAAAAGUGACUAAAGGAAA